Molecule: messenger RNA, 1162 nt
Organism: Trematosphaeria pertusa
Lineage: Eukaryota; Fungi; Ascomycota; Dothideomycetes; Pleosporales; Trematosphaeriaceae
Exons: 3
Coding region: 49-810 (253 amino acids)
Biological process (GO): clathrin coat assembly; clathrin-dependent endocytosis; intracellular protein transport
Cellular component (GO): plasma membrane; clathrin coat of trans-Golgi network vesicle; clathrin coat of coated pit
Molecular function (GO): clathrin heavy chain binding; structural molecule activity
Source: RefSeq, a predicted model, not a curated record
CUCAGCUUCUAUCACCCCCGCCUCCCUCCACAUCUCGUCCUACACACAAUGGCAGACAGGUUCCCUUCAUUAGACGAGUUCGACGCCGGCCACACCGAGGCACGCGGUGACGCCAACAUCGAUCUUGUAGGCGACGCGGCCGGCGCGGACGACUUCCUCUCCCGCGAGCGGGCAGUACUUGGCGACGACGCAGACCAAUUCGCGUCGGCAAACGACAAGCUAGCCACAGUCGAGGACGGCGACGAUGACCUGCUAGGCGGCGACUCGGCCUUCCAGGACAACACCGGCGGCGAGGAGAUGGCCGGGUUCGAGAGCUCUUUCCCAGCGAUUGACACCACCAACGAGCACAUGGCACCGGGGGGCACCAUCACCGGCUCAACACUCCCGUUCCUCCCCGGCCAGCCGCAGCCCUCCUUCACUCCCCUGCGGUCAGAUUCGCCCGAGCCUGAGGUCAUCCGCGAGUGGCGCGAGCGGCGCGAUCUGGCGAUCCAGCACCGCGACGAGGUAUCCCACGAGCGCAAGGCGCAGACAAUGGAGGAGGCGCGGCAGAACAUUGACGAUUUCUACGACAACUACAACAACAAGAAGGAGAAGGAGAUUGCCAAGACAAGGAGGGAGGCCGAGGAGUUCCUCGCGAACCGGGACGACACCACGGCGGGUGGCACGAGCUGGGAGCGCAUCGCGAAGCUGGUGGAUCUGAGCGGAAAGGGCGUGAAGGGCGGAGCCUCUGGAAGCGAGAAGCAGCGGUUCAGAGAGCUGCUCCUGAGCCUGAGGAAGGACGAGAAUGCACCUGGGGCGACCGGAUACUAGGCGCGAGCUGGCGAGGGUGGAGGAAGAGCGGCGAUACGGUGCAGCCAUUGCAGCAAGACUUUUUGGCAUGAGGCUCUUGCUGGAAGACAACCGGGCUUGCCGGCGUACCCUGGGUUGGCAUACAGUCAGUGGGAGUUAAUGGAUAGGUCAUAGGUGAUCUUUUCAUGCAAUUGCCUUAACAUCUCGCUUUCUUGCUCCAUCUCCAUGUUCUCAUUGCGCCAUGGUGAUUUACGUCGUCGCACAAGUCAUACAAGUCCAUGGAAGGGAGAUGUUAUAUUUCAGUGUCUGUUCGCUACGGUCUCGCGUUUGGGUAUGUAUUCUCGCCACUAUAUGAUCGCGCUGAUGGAUUUAG